GCGGCGGCGGCGGCAGCAGCAGCAGCAGCAGCAGCAGCAGCAGGUUCCAGCUGUGGAUUCUGCUAGCCUCGAGAAGCUCUUCUGAGCCUUCCAGCACCCAGCUGACCCCCGGCCCCCUGCAAAAUACAAUCAUCCUCAUCCUGAACGUUUUGAAAUCUGGGCUGGGAAAUGGUGUGCUGAGCACCCUCUGGAGCACACUGUCCCUCCCUGGACCUGAAGAAAUCUAAGGCCCAAGCCAACAUGGCUAACCCAGGGCAGCCUCAGUUUCAAGACCCAGGCUCCACCUCACCCCUGGACCCGCCCGAGAUGGAGAAGCUUCUCACUAAAGUGGAGAACAAGGAUGACAAAGCCCCGAGUCUGUCCAAGUCUCUGUCAGGGACUCUGGACCUGGAGCAGAAUGGUCACAGCCUACCCUUCAAGGUCAUCUCUGAGGUGCACCGCCAGCCCUCCCUCCCUGGCUCCCCUUCCCGGGUUAGCUCUAGACGAGCGUCCUCCGUCGCCACCACCUCCUACGCCCAGGACCAAGAAGCCCCCAAAGAUUACCUGAUCCUGGCCAUCGCCUCUUGCUUCUGCCCUGUCUGGCCCCUCAACCUCAUCCCUCUCAUCUUUUCUAUCAUGUCUCGGAGUAGUGGGCAGCAGGGGGACCUGGAUGGGGCACGGAGGCUGGGUCGCCUGGCCCGGCUGAUGAGCAUCACCUUCAUCAUCCUGGGCAUCGUUAUCAUCAUUGUGGCUGUCACUGUCAACUUCACAGUCCAGAAGUAACCGAGGAGCUGUGCCUAGCGGAGGCCAACGCCAACCAACUGGAGAGCUCCGAACCCACACGUCCCCACACAUUACAGAGGACAGGAUGGUGGCUGCCACGUGCCCACCUGUCCCCAAGCUCCAAAAGCACAAACUUGGAGGGAAACCUCUACGUAACUCCAUUGUCAGCCCACGGCAGACGGGAAGGAAAGUCUGGAAUGUAGCUGGCCGUGAGCUCAGUCCCAUAGUCCCGUCACUCGCCCUUUGAUCUCAGUUCCCGGGCUUGUUUCUCAGCCCACAAUUCCUGG
Molecule: messenger RNA, 1049 nt
Organism: Acomys russatus (golden spiny mouse)
Lineage: Eukaryota; Metazoa; Chordata; Mammalia; Rodentia; Muridae
Gene: Trarg1
Product: trafficking regulator of GLUT4 (SLC2A4) 1
Exons: 3
Coding region: 241-762 (173 amino acids)
Cellular component (GO): membrane
Source: RefSeq, a predicted model, not a curated record